UAGUUUAUUUUAUAGAAAACUAUCUUGAGAUGUCGUAAAGCUACUCUUCCUGGGUGACAGGCAGCAGGAGUAAAGCGUCUUCUCUUCUGUGGUGUUGGUUGUCAAGUGCAAGAAUAAUUUCUUAACUGCAGCACUGCGAUCUGUAGAAAAAUAUCUUGGUCUGGAAAAGCUCUAUGUGCUCGGCACCAACUGUGUGGAUAAUGGAACUCGUGAAGGGCUAGACAAAUUCUUGAAGGCUGCAAGCAAGGAGCCGGAAACUGUUUUGCAUUAUGAAUUCAUGCAAGAUUACAAGGUUCAUUUAAAGCAUUUGGAUGGCCAUAUUGAAGAGGUUCCUUAUUUUUGCCUGCCAGCAAAUGAAUUAGUUGAUGUCAUCGCACCAUCCUGUUACAGCUGCUUUGACUACACAAACGGAUUGGCGGACUUGGUGGUUGGAUAUAUGGGAGUGCCAAAAUACUCUGGAUUAAGAAUGACAGAGCAUCCACAAUAUAUUACUGUCAGAAAUGAACGUGGAAGGGAGAUGCUUAAUCUCGUGCAAAAUCUAUUGGAGGUCACCCCUACAACCAGCAGCGGUAUCAGGCAGCCAUUUGUUAUGGAGACAGUUAAAGCUGAUGACCAAGCUAAGUUGGGAAAAGGCCCCUCUCAGCCUGCUCCAACAUUCAUCGGUAAUCUAAUAGCAUAUAUCUUAAAUCUGAUUGGCCCUAAAGGUUUGGAGUUUGCACGUUAUUCCCUAGAUUACCAUACUAUAAGGAACUACUUGUAUGUAAAUCGUCAGUGGGGAAAACAAAGAGCUGAUAGACAUCUUCCCUCUUAUGCAAAGAAAAUUGUGGAAGCUUAUAACGAUAACGACCGUAUCGAUGAAAUGCUGACAGAAAAACUGACAUCUAAGUAGAGGUUUCAAAGGAGAGAUCAGUUAAGCAUCCUUGAAGCUGUAUGUUUCUAGAUUACAUAUUACCUUAAAUUUCAGCACAACUGUUAUUGUAUAUCAAAAUAAUUUCCCCUUUUUUAAUGAGGGUAUUAGGCUGAAGUUCAGCUGUCAAUUAGAUGUACAAAAUGAUGAGGGACAUAAUAGAUUGUAAUAUUGGUGUUGUUUAGAUAAUUGUUUUGUUCAUUGUACUAAUUAUAGAAGUAGAUGUUUCAUUUGCUGCUGAA
Molecule: messenger RNA, 1149 nt
Organism: Asparagus officinalis (garden asparagus)
Lineage: Eukaryota; Viridiplantae; Streptophyta; Magnoliopsida; Asparagales; Asparagaceae
Product: 7-hydroxymethyl chlorophyll a reductase, chloroplastic-like
Exons: 13
Coding region: 278-889 (203 amino acids)
Biological process (GO): chlorophyll cycle
Cellular component (GO): chloroplast
Molecular function (GO): 7-hydroxymethyl chlorophyll a reductase activity
Source: RefSeq, a predicted model, not a curated record